AUGUGCGCAAAUGAGAAAGCGCUGGACUGGGCAAAAGCCUUCAAGAAGUCAUGGUAUGGAUUGGGGCUGUUGAUCUUCGGCCGCGAUAUCGCGCAGGAUUGGAGGAACCUUUGGAACCGGCAGCCAGUUCCCUCUUUGCCCAUGACAGUCCGGAGUGAGAAGGAUCCCAAGAAGGAAAUACCGUUGGUAUUCUAUCCUGACUACAAUGCAACCAUCGAUGAUCCGGAUAUGAGGGUGAAGGGCAACCUGAAUGCAGAUGUGGCCAAACUUCUGGUGGAUAAGUUCAAGGAUGCCGAAGUGGCAUUGAUCUUCAAUGACAGGGGUGGUCACAUGGUCGGAAAACUGACUGAAUGGGAAGCGAGCGCCGGUGCCUUUAUCAUCCGCGCGCCCCACGAUACUUACAGGCAGAUCAAAGAAGCCUACCGAUCGCAAGCUUCGGAACCCAUCAUUCUACUCGUGUUUGGCGACAAAAGUAAGCCGGAUCGGCGGCAAGUUCUUCUUCACGCAGAUGAUUCGGUCGAAGUAACACAAUGCGCCUGGAAAUGGCUAUGUAGUAUUGGCCUCCCUAUAGUCAUUGCUGUCGGAGGAGCUGUCUGGUGGUUUUUUGACAGCUCGUGGCAGCUGGGUUAUGCAAGCAUCUUCUUUCUGAUGAUGCCUGACUUGAUCCAGGCGUUCAUGCGCAACCAGACACAUCUUCAAUCUGCUAUCAAGGUUCAUUCGAACAUGACAGGCCUUCUGGAUGAGGAGUGGGCCAUCCUCCAGCAAGGUUGGAACUGUACGGUCCAGUCCAGGACCUUGGGAAGCCAUGUAGCUGUCUGGGACUCGGCGCUAUUCUUCUGUGGCUGUGUGCUGUAUCGGCUCCACAACAUUCGUAACAAGACCACACACAGGCGCUGCCUGCACUACAUCUCGCAACAUUCCUUCCCUGACAAACUGGAGGCCGAUGUUUCUCUGGGCUGGUGGUUUGAGACUCGGGCCACCAUCUUUGCAGAUGUCAGUCGUAGUGUUGCAAAGCGGAACAUCAUUUUCGGCUUGUUCAUGGUUGCCGAGUGUGCAAUGAUUAUUCUCACAUGCCUUGCCUCCCUUUUCGACACUGGGAAUGAUUUCGCGGUCAUGUGCUACGCUACGGCAUACGGUGUUGGUUUGGGUUUGUUGACCCUGCUGUUCAUGUACCUGGCCAGCAACGUCAACACGGAGCUGCAGAAUGGGUUGAAGGAGGUCAAUUCGUCUGAGACGAAAGAUAUCGAGCAGGGUUCGCCUGUGACAAUGUUGAAGCGGCGAAGGGAUAAACAAGCACAGGAGGCCAUAUCGGAGCUUCUGGAUUAUGAGCGCAUCCAUCCUGCAAAGCUAAAGUUCAUGGGCGUGCCAUUCACGAUCGAAUUUCUGUGGGGCUAUGCGGCGCCGCUAGGUACCUACGCAACGGGUGUGAUUUAUUGGAUCGUGCAGAACACGCUUAUACACGCAUAA
Symbiodinium pilosum is the source of this 1467-nucleotide messenger RNA. Lineage: Eukaryota; Dinophyceae; Suessiales; Symbiodiniaceae. The record is from the annotation of a GenBank genome assembly.